AUGUAAAAAAGAGAUUCAAUGGAGAAAAUUUCAAACAACUACUAUUUACUUGGAGUGACCUUUUUAUAGGUGGCUCCGUAUGGGAGUUUUACUUAACAUUAAUAAAUCCUUACUCACCAGCAUAUACCCAAAUCAUACAAAUACUUUGGAUUCCCUUAUAUAUAUUUUAUGAUGGUUAUAUGGUCAAUAGUCAAAUGCAUAAAGAGUGAUCCUGGCUAUGUUCGCAUUUUUUAUGGAGUUUUAUUGGACGAUUACAAAUAAAAGAAAAGACAUUAUUGCUUAAUUUUUUUUUUGCCAUGUUUUAAACCUGAAAGAUUUCACAAUUGCAAAAUAUGUGUUUUAAAUUUGGACUAUCAUUGUCCAUUGAUUGGAAAUUGCGUGGGAUACAAAAAUCGCAAGUUUUUAUUUUGUUUCUUUCCUAGAUAAAUUUAACAGUCUUAUUAGGAUUUGGAAUUAUCUCCUUCUAAGUUUAUCCAAAAAUUAUGGAUCUUGUCUUUGUAGAUUGGAGACUUCUAAAAGUUUGAUUCAGUUUGA
Messenger RNA from Paramecium tetraurelia, 534 nucleotides. RefSeq lists its product as uncharacterized. Gene Ontology annotation, molecular function: protein-cysteine S-palmitoyltransferase activity. NCBI's taxonomy places the organism in Eukaryota, Ciliophora, Oligohymenophorea, Peniculida, Parameciidae. The record is from RefSeq and is a predicted model, not a curated record. The transcript is spliced from 3 exons. Gene Ontology annotation, cellular component: Golgi apparatus; endoplasmic reticulum. Gene Ontology annotation, biological process: protein targeting to membrane; peptidyl-L-cysteine S-palmitoylation.